CUUCCAUGUUGUGUGUAUAAUAAAGGCAACCGUCAAGUGUUUACAGACAGGCGCUCUGGCAAAGUUGCUUCUUUGAUAAUUAUUUUCCUGGUUGUGGGUGACCCUCAGCCAUCAGCGCAUAUCAUAAGGAAAUACCCAGCCACGGCUAGAUAGGAGUGUCACUGAUUAAUAUGCCAGUUGGCCAACCGGCGUCUUUGUUGGAUUUCCCAUGCAGUGUUAUUUUGAUGAAGCUAGGGAGUCUCAUGCGCGUUGGAUAUGACCGUUACUAGUCCACCCAAAUGACGACCGUAUGUAAGCAUUGCAGUGCACAGCGCAUGCUGCAAACAGUUCCACACACAUUGAGUGGUUAGCAUUGACGUUGGACUAGGGACUCGGGCAAUGGUUUAUAUCGCGUUGUAAGCUACUUGAUCUCGGUGGCGGUACCAUUACUACUACAAGAAUAUUGCAUCGUGCCGUAGCAACAUGUCGUCCGAUGCUGAGUUUCCCACCGUGGUGGAGUUGAAUGUUGGCGGGCAGCUGUAUACAACAGCCCUGUCCACCCUAACCCAGCAGAGCGACUCCCUGUUAACCCACAUGUUCACGGGUCGGGCUCGUGGUGGGCCACUGCAGAGAGAUUCACGGGGUCGGUACUUCAUAGACCGGGACGGCACACUAUUUCGUUACAUACUAGACUACCUGCGCAAUCAGAAACUGGUGCUACCAGAGAACUUCCCGGAGCGCGGGAGACUGCAGCAGGAGGCUGAAUAUUACCGGCUUUCACGUCUCGCCAACGCGUUAUCAGACGCAGCCCAGGCCGACAGCACGGCCGAUAAUGUGGGCACCAACUCAGUCAGCGUGGAGGGACGCUCGGACUCCCCCGGGUUCCUGACCAUAGGGUACCGCGGGACGUUCGCCUUUGGACGAGAUGGACUAGCUGAUGUGAAAUUCCGGAAGAUCCAGAGAAUUCUGGUGUGCGGCCGCGUGGCACUCGCCAGGGAAGUGUUCGGUGACUCUUUGAACGAGACCCGAGACCCGGACCGCGGCAUGAGUUCACGCUACAGCGCCCGGUUCUAUCUUAAACACGUGUAUCUGGAACAGGCUUUUGAUCUGCUGGCCACCCACGGCUUCAAGUUCAUCAGUUGUUGUGCUUCAGGUACGAGCUCCGGUCCGCCCGAGAGCGACGAGAGUAAGUGGAACCAUUAUAACGAGUUCGUGUUCCAGCGUCUAUAGAUUGUGGUAUAUGAUACCCCUGUAUUAUACUACUUAAUACCAUUCCAAACAAUUAUGCACAGAUGAUAAUAAGUGUUCUCCUCUGGGAAACCGUUUUAGGACACCGUGAUUUUCCCUCCUGCACCUGUACUCGUGAUCGGACUCACCUGUGUUUUUAUUGAUCGUGUUAGACACUCGGCUCGCUUCGAGAAGCGGCAACAAUGAUGUGGAAGACAUUUCUGGAAUAUUGCCACCGAAUGGAAAAAAAGAGAAUAUCGACAUUUCAUCAGUGGGAACCGGCUGGCAGUGCCUGUGGGGUUUAAAAGAAAGAGAUUGAUGGGGGUAACUUUAAAUCCUCCUCCUCUUCCUUAGCGACUCUGCCUGACAGGGUUUUUAAUAGAACUAUUGUCAGGUAAGCACGCACCUUCACGGCCAUGUUCGUGCUCCAUCUCUACACAGGAGACCUUUUACCGGACGUUGUUUCACGCGGGAAUAGAGCCGAGGUGAAAACAUGAAAUUGAGAAGCGUUGCACGAUGCAUUUUUGAUAUUGGCUGCUCCCUGGGUCGAUGAUGAGGUUUUUUGAGGGCGCCACCAUGUCGCUUUUAACCUGGGCCCAAUUUUGAAGAGCUGCUUAAGCACAACAAAAUGCAAAGCCACAAAAUUAUACUUUCCAGAGUAAGAGACCAUCCAAAAUAGCAUGUCACAUGUACAAUCUGUGACUGGUAUCCUGCUCAUAAAUGCUUAGCACACAAUAUUGAUGAGCAGUAUAUUAUGCUUCAGCGGCUCUCUAAGAAGUUGGGCCCAGGUCUGCGUGGUCGAGUUAUCAGCAUCCAACCGUGCCCGUGGCCGACGACCGAUUGCAGACUGGCUUUUAAUACUUAAAAGAAGUUGCUCACCAUGUUCGUCAAGCUCUUCACAUGGCACAGCCGGCUUCAACAUAGGCCAGCACUUUCACACGAUAACCUUUAGCAAUGUAUAGCAAAGUGUAGUUCCCCCAUUAUUAUCCCAUCACGGGGCUGCAUUUAAAAGCCAGCUAACUAUUCUAUAUCUCACCUUGUAGUACCAGUGAGUAAAGUGUGGUUCUCAGAAUCCACCAAAUGAGGGGCGUUAACCAUUGCAUAAGAGUCAGUUUCACCUUUAUAUAAUUAUACCCGGCACAACAUGGCGCCCAGAAUGUAGCCAAGGGUCAAGCAUCAGUCAGUUCACCACUCUGGUUGUAUGGCACAGUCUAACGUUGCACAAGGAAAUAGCCUUCAUUGAUGGAAAUCAUAAUCAAACCGAGUAAAUUCUAUAAUGUAAAAACGUGUGAUAAAAUAAUAUUGUGAAGUAUACUUUCAGUUUUGAUUAUAAUAGAAUCGCUAUCAUAACUAUAAUGUAUUGUGCAGUUAUGGCAAUUCCAACUGAAAUUGAUGGAUGGACAACACGAGAUGUGAUCAAAGGCGCAAUGUGAAUGUUGUGUAGUUUUACUCUGUAGUGUCUACUGCGUGCGGGUAUAGAGUGUGUAGAUAUUGUCAACGCCUACUGAUCUUCACUUCCAUUUAACCCUUAUCUGAGUUGUGCCCUACUUCCGCUCACUGUGGAAUGAGCUACCUGUUUUUAUUUGUUGGGGACUUUUAUCAGUCAAAAGCGACUCUGAGGAUGGGCAACCGGCAAAAUUGUUGUUGUCAGUUGUGACAGCCCAAGUGUAAAAUAUAUGUGCAAAGUGAUACCGCCACGCAACGUGCAUAGAUUUCUGGUUUGUUUUCAAUAACAUGUUUAUUAUUGUGGUUUUACACUUGAUAUGUUGUUAUUGUAUAUACAACAUUUCAUAUGAAACUACAGUGAUUCGUUUCUGAUGCAAGCUCGCGUAGCUGAAUGGAACCAUAGAGAAACCGUGGAGAACUUUCCUCACAUGAUAAUAUAAUACAAAUGAAUAAAGAAAACAAUUUCCAACUUCUAGGAAAUCACUGACUGUCACAUUGCUGUCUUUAAUUUAACUGACACCUCUUAAAUUGCACCGAAUAUUGCUUGUGACUUAUAAGCAUGUGGAAGAAGAAAUACCACACAACAAAAAAUCAGUAGCUUGACCAGUCCUGUGUCCGACACCCUGACACUCACACACACACGCACACUCCAUGAGUGAUUAGCCCGAACUCGUGAAUCUUGCACACUCGCAUUACAUGGCGUUCCACCUUGGCCAUUACUGCCACACCUGGCCGGUUGAGAAUGUCGUUCGGUACAUGCAGCCGAUUUCACGAAUUCACGAGCAACCCGUCCUAACUUAGGAUGGGUUCAAUUCGUGCUUCGUAUUUGGAUAC
Molecule: messenger RNA, 3486 nt
Organism: Asterias rubens (European starfish)
Lineage: Eukaryota; Metazoa; Echinodermata; Asteroidea; Forcipulatida; Asteriidae
Product: BTB/POZ domain-containing protein KCTD8-like
Exons: 1
Coding region: 463-1209 (248 amino acids)
Biological process (GO): regulation of G protein-coupled receptor signaling pathway; protein homooligomerization
Molecular function (GO): protein binding
Source: RefSeq, a predicted model, not a curated record